UUGACUCCAGGAAGGUUCCAUCUUGGUUAAGGGCAGGAGUCCCUUACGGACUUGUCUGAGGAAAGGCAGGAAAGCGCCAGCAUCUCUAUCUUUCCCGAAAGCCUCCCUUUGCCAGGCACAAAGGGUUUCCCAUGGGGCCGCCCCUGGCGCCGCGCCCGGCCCACGUACCCGGGGAAGCCGGGCCCCGGAGGACGAGGGAAAGCAGGUCAGGCGCCGUGAGCUUCGCGGACGUGGCCGUGUACUUCUCUCCCGAGGAGUGGGGCUGCCUGCGGCCAGCACAGAGGGCCCUGUACCGGGACGUGAUGCGGGAGACCUUCGGCCACCUGGGCGCGCUGGGAUUUUCAGGUCCCAAACCCGCUUUUAUCUCGUGGGUGGAAGGAGAAGUGGAGGCGUGGAGCCCAGAGGCCCAGGAUCCCUACCGUGAGAGCUCUGCAGCUUUCAGCAGGGGCCAAGGACAGGAAGCAGGAUCCAGGGAUGGGAAUGAGGAGAAGGAAAGGCUGAAGAAGUGUCCAAAACAAAAAGAGGUGGCGCAUGAAGUGGCUGUCAAGGAGUGGUGGCCCAGCGCCGCCUGCCCAGAGCUAUGCAACCCUAGGCAGAGCCCCAUGAAUCCCUGGCUCAAGGACACUCUGACCCGAAGACCGCCCCACUCUUGCCCAGACUGUGGCCGCAACUUCAGCUACCCUUCCCUCCUGGCCAGCCACCAGCGGGUCCACUCCGGGGAGCGACCCUUCUCCUGCGGCCAGUGUCGGGCGCGUUUCUCCCAGCGCAGGUACCUGCACCAGCAUCAGUUCAUCCACACCGGCGAGAAGCCCUACCCCUGCCCCGACUGCGGGCGCCGCUUCCGCCAGAGGGGUUCCUUGGCUAUCCACAGGCGGGCUCACACCGGGGAGAAGCCUUACGCGUGCUCAGACUGCAAGAGUCGCUUCACUUACCCCUACCUGCUGGCCAUCCACCAGCGCAAGCACACUGGCGAGAAGCCCUACAGCUGCCCCGAUUGCAGCCUCCGUUUCGCCUACACCUCCCUGCUGGCCAUCCACAGGCGCACACACACCGGCGAGAAGCCCUACCCCUGUCCUGACUGCGGCCGUCGCUUCACCUACUCUUCCCUCCUCCUCAGUCACCGGCGCAUUCACUCCGAUAGCCGGCCCUUCCCCUGCGCGCAGUGUGGGAAAGGCUUCAAGCGCAAGACCGCCCUGGAAGCCCAUCGGUGGAUCCACCGCUCCUGCAGCGAGAGGCGCGCGUGGCAGCAGGCCGUGGUGGGGCGUUCAGAGCCCGUCCCUGUUUUGGGAGGCAAGGAUCCCCCAGUUCACUUCCGGCACUUUCCAGAUAUAUUUCAAGAGUGUGGGUGAUGGCGUUCACACAAACUGGUCAGCGUUUCCCUAGAGAGGAAGAGGCAAGGUUUGUGCAUUUGGGGGAUAAGGAAAGGAAGUGGGCGUUUGAGGAAAACAAAGUUCUGCCUUAGGAAAAAAGCAGAGGUAGGGGCACAGAGGGCUGUAGGGAGAAGGAGGCAGGAAUCUGAAAAGGUGCCUGGGGGUUGACCCCAUUUUCUGAAGCUCCAGCACACGUGUUCCAUGUCCCAUCCUUCACUGAAAACCAUUCACCUAACUGGCUUUUCCUUCAUGAUUGUUCUCUCCCUUGUAGCUCUCUACUUUUUGGCCUGUAUCUCUCCUACUCCUCUGAGAUGGGGUCCCCUACAUUCCAGUGCCUAUUAAAGGAGGCUGCACCCACUCUGGACCCCCUAGAAUAGAGGGGAUACCUCGGGCCUGUCCCUCGGCGGGUGGCAGGGGGAGCUCAUCCCAGGAUUCUUUUUUUUUUUUUUUUGAGAUGGAGUCAUGCUCUGUCGCCCAGGCUGGAGUGCAGUGGCGUGAUCUCGGCUCACUGCAACCUCUGCCUCCUGGGUUCAAGCAAUUCUCUGCCUCAGCCUUCCGAGUAGCUGGCAUGCGCCACCAGGCCCAGCUAAUUUUUGUACUGUUAGUAGAGACGGGAUUCCGCCAUCUUGGCCAGGCUGGUCUUGAAUUCCUGACCUCGUGAUCCAGCCGCCUCGGCCUCCCAAAGUGCUGGGAUUACAAGUGUGAGCCACCGACCCCUGCCGAGGAUUCUGCCUUUUACCAAUGCAGGUGAAACAUCUGGCAAGGAGACACCUGGAGUGUAGAUGUUCCUUGGUCUUGAAGACCUAGAGGUGGCCAUAGAGAGGACAGUGGCCUCAGGUGGGGAGCUCUCCCGCCCCGCUUUCAUUCAGCAAGUGCACAAACUAUCAAACCUAAUGGACUCUGGAACUGGGCCAACUCUUCACUGUAUGCAUUAGUGAUUGCAGUGUUUUUUUCUUCUUCAGAUAUUUGCAUGUUCCCUGGAUUUUGUAUUUUUUGAUAAAGAUAUAUUCUUGGGCCACAGUAGCUGGAGAUAUAAUAUAAUGCUGGAGGAUUCUUUUUUUUGAGACAGAGUCUGUCUGUCGCCCAGGCUGGAGUGCAGUGGCCCAAACUACACUCACUGCAAGCUCCACCUCCCGGGUUCACGCCAUUCUCCUGCUUCAGCCUCCUGAGUAGCUGGAAUUAAAAGCACCCGCCACCACGCCUAAUUUUUUGUAUUUUUAGUAGAGACGGGGGGGGGGUUUCACCGUGUUAGCCAGAAUGGUCUCGAUCUCCUGACCUCGUGAUCCUCCCGCCUUGGCCUCCCAAAGUGCUGGGAUUACGGGCGUGAGUCACUGCACCCGGCCUCUUUUUUUUUUUUUGAGAUGGAGUUUCGCUCUUGUUGCCCAGGCUGCAGUGCAAUGGCAUGAUCUUGGCUCACUGCAACCUCCACCUCCCAGGUUCAAGCAAUUCUCCUGCCCCAGCCUCUUGAGUAGCUGGGAUUACAGGCACCCACCACCAUGCCUGGCUAAUUGUAUUUUUACUAGAGACGGGUUUCACCAUGUUGGCCAGGCUGGUCUCCAAUUCCUGACCUCAGGUGAUCCACCCGACUUGGCCUCCCAAAGUGCUGGGAUUACACUUUUUUUUAAAAAAGAAAGAAUAAAUUAAUUGUGAUUAAAGUUGAAAUCAAGGCAUAGUCUUUCCAGUCUAAUUUUUACUGUAAUGCUUGUAUGUCAACAGUUAAGAAGGGCGGGUGCGGUGGCUCACGCCUGUAAUCCUAGCAGUUUGGGAGGCUGAGGAGGGUGGAUCACUUAAGGUCAAGAGUUCAAGACCAGCCUGGCCAAUAUGGUGAAACCCCAUCUCUACUAAAAAUACCAAAACAAACAAACAAAAAAACGGCCGGGCAUGGUGGCUCACACCUGUAAUCCCAGCACUUUGGGAAGCCGAGGCAGGCAGAUCAGGAGGUCAGAAGAUCGAGACUAUCCUGGCUAACAUGGUGAAACCCCCCGUCUCUACUAAAAAUACAAAAAAAUUAGCCAGGCGUGGUGACGGGCGCCUGUAGUCCCAGCUACUUGGGAGGCUGAGGCAGAACGGUGUGAACCCGGGAGGCAGAGCUUGCACUGAGCUGAGAUCGUGCCACUGCACUCCAGUCCGGGUGACAGAGUGAGACUCUGUCUCAAAAAAAAAAAAAAAAAAAAAUUAGCCGGGCGUGGUGGCAUGCACCUGUAAUCCCAGCUUCUUGGGAGGCUGAGGCAGAAGAAUGGCUUGAACCCAGGAGGUGGAGGUUGCAGUGAGCCAACAUAGCGCCAUUGCACUCCAGCCUGGGCAACAGAACAAGACUCUAUCUCAAAAAAAAAAAAAAAAAAAGGCCUGGUGUGGUGGCUCAUGCCUGUAAUCCCAGCACUUUGGGAGGCCGAGGCGGGCGGAUCACGAGGUCAGGAGAUCAAGACCAUCCUGGCUCACAGGGUGAAAUUCCAUCUCUACUAAAAAUACAAAAAAUUAGCCGGGUGUGGUGGCGGGCACCUGUAGUCCCAGCUACUGGGGAGGCUGAGGCAGGAGAAUGGCGUGAACCCAGGAGGCGGAGCUUGCAGUGAGCCAAGAUCGUGCCACUGCACUCCAGCCUGGGCAACAGAGCAAGACUCCAGUCUCAAAAAACAAAACAAAACAAAAAACAACAGUUAAAGAGAAUUCUUUCUGGCCCAUUUAGAUCUGCUAGCCCUACUUUUGAAGAGGAAACUUUUGAAGGAAUGAACAAAAGAGGUAGGUGGGACUAAGCAUUUCUGCAUUCCAGGACUGGUGGUCAGUGACUCAAAUAUCUCUCUGAAAAGACUGCUUCUUUGAAUCCUUGGGUUCCAAGAUAAUUAUUAAUGGGAACUGGGGCUGGGCGCAGUGGCUCACACCUGUAAUCCCAGCAUUUUGUGAGGCUGAGGCUGGUUAAUCACUUGAGGUCAGGAGUUUGAGACCAGCCUGGCAAUAUAGUGAAACCCCAUCUCUACCAAAAAAUUAGCCAGGCGUGGUGGCACAUGCCUGUAGUCCCAGCUACUCAGGAGGCUGAGGCAAGAGGAUGACCUGAGCCUGGGAGACAGAGGUUGCAGUAAGCUGAGAUCGCUCCAUUGCACUCCAACCUGGGCUACAAAGCAGGACUCUGUCUCAAAACAAAAACAGAAACAAAAACUGGGAACUGGGUGUUAUCUUUACUUCACCACAUAGCCUGUCCUGAAUUGGUAGACCUGGAUUCCUAGCUUGGCUCAGUCUGCACUGGCUGUGUGGUCUUUAGCAUCACCUAUAUUCUACAAAUAACAUUUUUCUCUAUUUGUUUUACACAUGUCAAUCUGCGUAUCUAUCCCUCUAUCCAUGCAUUUAUCCAUUUUAUUAAUGUAUUUCAAAGUAAGUUGCAGACAUCAUUACAUUUCACUUCUAAACACUUCAGCAUACAGCUGAGUUUUAUGCAAGAAACUUCAGCUCUUAGCUGAUUACACACCUAUAAUCCCAGCACUUUGGGAGGCUGAGGCAGGAGGAUUGCAUGAGUUUGGGAGUUUGAGACGAGCCUGGAAAACAGCAAGACCUCAUUUCUACUAAAAAUUUUAAAAAUUAGCCGAGCAUGGUGGGGGAGGCUGAAGAAGGAGGACAGCUUGAGCCCAGGAGUUUGAGGCUAUAGUAAGCUAUGAUGGCGCCACUUCAGUCUGAGUAACAGAGCAAGACACUAUUAAAUAAAAAGAGCCAGGCGCGGUGGCUCACGCCUGUAAUCCCAGCACUUUGGUAGGCCAAGGUGGGCAGAUCACCUGAGGUCAGGAGUUUGAGACCAGCCUGACUAACAUGGAGAAACCCUGUCUCUACUAAAAAAAAGAAAUACAAAAUUGGCCAGGCAUGGUGGCAUAUGCCUGUAAUCCCAGCUACUCGGGCGGCCGAGGCAGGAGAAUCGUUUGACCCUGGGAGGCGGAGGUUGCAGUGAGCCAAGAUCAUGCCAUUGCACUCCAGCCUGGGCGACAAGAGCGGAACUCUGUCUCAAAAAAGAAAGAAAGAAACUUCAGCUCCCACUUAAAGUUCAGUUGUACUCUGUUAUUGACAAGUCUAUUGAAGCCCGGUCAUCUCCUCUAUGUUUUGUGACUUCUAAUAAUCUGAUCAAGAGUCUUGAAGAAACAUUUACAAUUUGAGGGGCAAUAAAAUAAUUUGAAAGCAA
This is a messenger RNA of Symphalangus syndactylus (siamang), 5526 nucleotides long. It is a transcript of the gene ZNF785, whose product is annotated as zinc finger protein 785. Gene Ontology annotation, molecular function: DNA-binding transcription factor activity, RNA polymerase II-specific; RNA polymerase II transcription regulatory region sequence-specific DNA binding. NCBI's taxonomy places the organism in Eukaryota, Metazoa, Chordata, Mammalia, Primates, Hylobatidae. The record is from RefSeq and is a predicted model, not a curated record. Gene Ontology annotation, cellular component: nucleus. Gene Ontology annotation, biological process: regulation of transcription by RNA polymerase II; embryo development.